AUGUUAACUUAUCAAGAAUUCAUUCUUCAGAAUGAAGAGAGAGACGGUGUUCGUUUCACAUGGAAUGUUUGGCCAUCUAGUCGUUUAGACGCAACACGUCUUGUUGUUCCAUUAGGUUGUUUAUUUACACCUCUCAAAGAACGUAGUGAUUUGCCAUUAAUUCAAUAUGAUCCUGUGAUAUGUACAAAAAGUUCUUGUCGUGCGAUACUGAAUACAUUUUGUGCUGUUGAUUAUCGAGCAAAAACAUGGACAUGUAAUUUUUGUUCUCAACGUAAUAAUUUUCCUCCACAAUAUGCUGGAAUAUCCGAGCAAUUCCAACCAGCCGAAUUAGCACCACAAUUUACAACUAUUGAAUAUACGUUAGCGGAAUCAUUACAAAUGGCGUUAAAUCUGUUACCAAUAGAUGCGCUUGUCGGUCUCAUCACAUUCGGACGUAUGGUGCAUGUUCAUGAAUUAAAUUGUGAUGGAUUGACAAGAAGUUAUGUAUUUCGUGGUACAAAAGCCUUAACAGUCAAAGAAAUUCAGGAUAUGCUCGGAUUAAUGAAACAUCAACCAACACAAAGACCGGCAGUUGGAAAUACAAAUGCUCCUCAAGCAGUUACAUCUUUUAGCAAAUUCAUUCAACCAGUGUCAACAUGUGAUAUGUCAUUGACCGAUUUACUAGGUGAAUUGCAACGAGAUCCAUGGCCCGUACAACUAGGUCACCGUCCACUACGGUCUACGGGUACUGCUUUAUCGGUAGCUGUCGGGUUAUUAGAAACAUUGUAUCCAAAUACUGGUGCUCGUAUUAUGUUGUUUAUUGGUGGGCCAUGCACACAAGGACCCGGUAUGGUGAUUGAUGAAGAAUUAGAACAUACAAUACGUUCUCAUCAUGAUAUUGAAAAAGAUAAUGCCCCAUAUAUGAAGAAAGCAAUCAAAUUUUAUGAAAGUCUAGCAAAUCGAUCCGCUGUAAAUGGCCAUGUUAUUGAUUUAUAUUCAUCCGCUUUAGAUCAGACUGGACUGCAUGAAAUGAAGUAUUGUUCAAAUUAUACAGGAGGUCAUAUAGUCUUGAGCGAUUCAUUCAAUACAUCUUUGUUCAAACAAUCAUUGCAAAAAGUAUUCGCCAGAGAUGCAAGAAAUGAAUACAGAAUGAAUUUUGGAGCCACUGUAGAAGUGAAAACAAGUCGAGAAUUGAAAGUAUGUGGUGCUAUUGGUUCGUGCGUAUCGUUGACUCAACGAGCACCUAAUGUAGCAGAAAAUGAAUUAGGUAUGGGUGGAACAAAUGCAUGGAAAAUGUGUGCCAUUUAUCCGAAUUCAACAAUAUCAAUAUUUUUUGAAGUUCUUAACCAGCAGGGUCAAACACAGCCUGGAGAAACUGGUAAUCGUGGUUACGUUCAAUUUAUAACUCAAUACCAGCAUCUAUCAGGGUUUAAAAAAGUUCGUGUAACAACAUUGGCACGAAAUUGGAUUGAUGCAUCGUCGAGUAUGCCAUUAAUAGCUGCAUCAUUUGAUCAGGAAUGUGCAAGUGUAUCGAUAGCUAGAAUCGCUGUUUAUCGUGCCGAUACAGAAGAAGGAUCACAUGUUCUCAGAUGGUUGGAUAAAAUGUUAAUAAAACUUUGUCAAACAUUUGCCCUCUAUGAAAAAGACAAUCCUGGUUCAUUUCAACUAACAGAAACAUUUACAUUGUAUCCACAAUUUAUGUAUCAUCUUCGACGUUCACAAUUCCUACAAGCUGUUCUUUUGGAUAGUAGUAGUAUAUUGCCAGAUCGAAUUUUACUAAUGGACACAUUCUAUCACAUAUUGAUUUUUCAUGGUAAAACAAUUUCACAAUGGUCUAAAGCCGGUUAUCAAGAUUUACCAGAAUAUGAGAAUUUUAAACAAUUAUUACAAGCUCCAGUUGAAGAUGCCAUAGAAAUUUUACAAAAUAGAUUUCCAAUGCCACGUUAUAUUGUCACUGAAGCAGGUGGCUCUCAGGCUCGAUUUUUAUUAUGCAAAGUAAAUCCAUCUCAAACACACACUACUGAAUGGGGACAGGGUCUGGGUGCCCCAAUAUUGACAGACGAUCUGAAUUUACAAACAUUUAUGGAACAUUUAAAAAAACUUGCUGUUUCAACAGCGACUUGA
Didymodactylos carnosus is the source of this 2103-nucleotide messenger RNA. The record is from the annotation of a GenBank genome assembly. NCBI's taxonomy places the organism in Eukaryota, Metazoa, Rotifera, Eurotatoria, Philodinida, Philodinidae.